AUGAACUGGUGGAGAUUCCAGUUCUGUGGGCAAGUGGGGAAUAAAGGGGAUGAAGCAGAUGAACAGAGUUAUUUUGGAGGAGUGGCUUUCAUGGAGCUGGUUCAGUGUGUUGAACUGCCCUUUCUGGGCCCUGGUAUAUGUGAAGGUGUGAAGCAGGAAGCCAUGAAAUUUAUGGAGGAGGCAGAGCAGCUCAUCCUGGCCUCAAAUGGGUCCCAGUUUGCCUUUGGAGAGAGCUUCCUGCUGGCAAAGGGGAUACAGCUCACGGACAGGGAGCUCCUGCGCUCCGCUGGGCCCUACGGGCUGGGGGCAGCGAUCUCCCAAAAGCUGCUGUCAGGCAGUGACUCUGCUCUCCAGCUGGCUGCAUGGUCAGCCCUGCACUUCUACUGGCAGAGUCACUUUACUUCAAAGAGUUCUGCUGGGGAAGCAGCACAGCUGGGAUUUUUCCCUUACAUCCCUCAGUGUGAUGGCCUGGGAAACUGGGAGCCAACUCAGUGCUAUGAGAGCACAGGUCAUUGCUGGUGUGUGGAUGAGAGAGGUCGUUAUGUCAUGGAUUCCUUGGUCUCACGCUCAGCAGAACUUCCCAAAUGCCAGACUUCAUGUCAGCGAUCUCGAGCCAAUGCCCUAAUUUCCAGCUGGAGACAGAGCGGUGCCAAGCUGGACACCUCUACAGCUGAUCUGUUCAUCCCCAGCUGCCUUGAGACAGGGGAAUACACGGUGCUGCAGAGAUCUGACACAGAUAUUUGGUGUGUGGAUCCUGCGUCAGGAAAAAUAUUCCAGCGUGGCAGCAAAGACUUGGAUGGCAAUCCUGAGUGUCCCAGUUUCUGUAACAUGCUGAAGUCCAAAGUGGUUUCAGGAGAAGCUGCCAGAGGAGACAUCCCCCAGUGUGAAGGGGACGAGGGGAGUUUCUCCGCUGUGCAGUGCAGCCAGGACCAGGAGAGCUGCUGGUGUGUCUUUGGCAAUGGAGAAGAGGUGCCAGGGACACGAGUAAACGGGGCAAGACCGGAAUGUGCAAGUCCGCAGUGUGCUCUGCCAUUUGGUGCCUCAGCAGUUGCCAAUGGGGCUGUACUUUGUGAAAACAUCCCUGGACAAGAUCCAAGCAUCCAGCAGUGCCAGCUCGUGUGUCGCCAGGGCUUCCACAGCGCCACCCCCAGCACCUCAUCCCAGUGUGAUGCGCGGCAGCGGCGCUGGGUCUCGGCUGCCCCUCUGCUCCAGGCCUGCCAGAAGCUCCAGUUAUUUCAGAUGGUCCAAGCUCAAACACACUUUCAACUACGCCUGCCUCCUGAGAAGACGUGUAGUUCUGACUACUCUGGAUUACUCCAGGCAUUCCAGAUAUUUAUUUUAGAUGAAUUGAAGGCCCGUGGCUUAUGUCAUCUCCAGGUAAAUGCAUUUGGAAAAACCGGCUCAGUUUCCAUGUGUGAUGAUUCCACUGUCUAUGUCGAGUGCCUGAGUGUGGAUCGCCUGGGAGUGAACAUCACGUGGAGGACUCAGCUGGAAAACAUCCCCACAGCUUCUCUCCCUGACUUACAUGAUAUUGAAAAUGCAAUUGUUGGGGAAAAUCUCAUUGGAGCAUUUAUAAAAGAGAUUAAGGAUGGUGUUUUUCUGCUGCAUUUGGAUUCCAAGCAGUUCCUAGCAGAUUCUGUCAUUGAUUUUCCCCGGGAUGAAGAGUUUGAUCUGUCUCCCCGUGUGCAGCUUGGAUGUAGAAGUGGGUUUAGAAGAAUUUCAUCUUCUGGGAAAGCAGGCCCUAAUUCACAAGGAUGUGUUGUUUGUCCUCCAGGCAGUUAUUUCCAGGACGAUGAAUGCAUUCCCUGCCCUCUUGGCUACUAUCAGUAUCAGACAGGACAUUCCUUCUGUAUCAAGUGUCCUGUGGGCAAAACUACCUACUCCUAUGGGGCAAUCAGUGCUGAUCACUGUGUCACCCCCUGCCAGAGCAGUGAGCAGGGCCUGCAGUGUGAUGAAGAUGGCCAGUACAGACCUUCCCAGCAAGACCCUGCCACCAAGAAAUCCCUCUGUGUCGACAGCUUUGGGGCAGCCCUGGACUGGACUGAAACAGAGGAUCUCCUGACAGAUGAGCAGUGCUUGGUGCUCAGAAAAUUUGAAAGAGUUCCUGCCUCCAACCUGAUUUAUGGGUCAGAAGAAGCUCAAAUUCUUCAGUCUCAGUCAUUUGGGGGAGACCUGCAAAACACGUAUUUGCAGUGCAUUUCAGGCUGUGAGAGGGAAGAUGCCUGUGGCUUUGCAACAGUAGCUCCUGCUGGUACUGAAGUGCUCUGUGAAUUAUACAGUGCUGCUGAAGCCAACUUCAACUGCACCACCUCUGGAUUGGUGCAAGGUGUCUUGGGGAACCCUUCAGCCACUGGCAUCAGUGGCCUCAGCUGCUUGCUGCGUGUCAGGAACCCAGGGGGAGAUGCGCUGAUGGUCUUUUUGAAGAGAGGACAGGAAUUCAGCUCCUCUGGACUGAAGGCCUUUGAGAGGACUGGCUUCCAGAACGUUCUGUCCGGCGUGUACCGCUCCCUGGUGCUCCCAGCAGCCGGCGCAUCCCAGACUGAUGCUGGGCUGCUCUGCAGGCAGGAGUGCAGCCGGGACUCCUGCUGUGAUGGCUUCAUCCUGAGCCAGCUCCUGCUGGAUGCAGGUACCAUUCUGUGCAGUUUGCUGAGCUCCCCAGACGUGCUGAUCUGCAAUGCCAAAGGCUGGAGUCCAACACCAACCUCAGCCAUGGGGGAGAUGUGCAAAGGUGUGAGCUAUGAUGAGAAGGAGAAGAGGUUUUCCUUCACCAUAGGAGGGCAAGUGUUCAGUGGAACUUCUCAGUUGAUGGAAGAGGCGGAAAGAAAUUUCACUAGCUUUCAGGAAAUUUACCUGUGGAGAGACUCUGAUAUGGCCACCCGGAUGAAAACCUCUUUGUGUGAGGCUGCUGCUUUGGAGACAAAGGAUGAUCUGGUGUUAUCAGAUUCCACAAACGAUCUUUUCUACCUAAUGGACAACAGCCAGAUACAAAGUGACCAGAACUACUCUCUCCCUUACCAGCAGUACUGGGUCUUCAGGCAGAAGUACUCAGCUGAGGAAGCUCUGCUUUGGUGUCUCACACGCUGUGCCCAAGAGGAAGAGUUCUGUCGAAUGGCAGAUCUGCAAAGUGCCACAGACCAAUACUUUGUGUGUACCCUCUACCCAGAGACACAGAUUUGUGACAGCAGCAUCAACCAAAUACCAGGAAACUGUGCAACUGUUCUACCCUGGCAACCACAGACACUGUACCAUAAAAUAGUCACUCUUAAAAGUUCUGUGAAGAGCUUCUACACACGUGUACCAUUCCAGAAAGUAACAGAAAUCUCAGUGAGGAAUAAGACUGACAUGAGCAGAAAAGCUGUUUCAGACGGGUUUUUUGAGUGUGAGCGUUGGUGUGAUGCUGACCCCUGUUGCACAGGAUUUGGCUUUUUUAAUGACUCUCAGCUGUCAGGUGGGAAGAUCGUGUGUGUGACUCUGAACAGCCUUGGAAUCCAGACGUGUGCUGAGGAAGCAAGAAGUGCUUGGCACAUUUCAAAUUGCACUUCACCAGAUGCUGAAGUCAAAAUACACCCAUUUGGCUGGUAUCAAAAGCCUGCUGACUUGAAGAGUACCAUUCCCAACCUGUGUCCAUCUGUUAAUUUACCUUUCAGGCCAGAAAGUGAGUAUAUGGAUGCUUGGCAACCCUUAAAUGUGUCAUCUGUUCUCCUGGAUUCAUCCAUCUCACACUUUGAAGUUGUGCAUAUUAGCAGAGAUAUAUCUAAUGACUUCUCCACUGCCAGAGAUUUUUGCCUAUCUGCUUGUUCAAAGAACCAGUCAUGUUCAGUGGUCACACUGGAAAUCCAGCCUUCAGCCAUAAGGUGCAUUUUCUACCCUGAUACACAGAUGUGUGCACAUGGCCUGCAAGGGCACAGCUGCUGGGUUUUGCUGAAAGAACCUGCUACCUAUAUCUAUAGGAGACAAGAUUUACUCCUGCCCAUUUCUGAGUCGGAUUCAACCCCAAGAGUGUACAUCCCGUCCCACGGAUACCUGAUGGGCAAAUCCCAGGUGAUCCAGGUGGGCUCAGGAUGGAGGAACAUCAGCCAGUUCCUGGGCAUCCCUUACGCUGCCCCUCCCCUGGGCGAGAGGCGCUUCAGUGCCCCAGAGCCGUUGGCUUGGCGGGAGAGCUGGGACGCCACGGAGCCUCGGGCAGCAUGUUGGCAGCCAGGAGAUGGAGAGGCUCCACCACAGUCUGUCAGUGAAGACUGUCUGUAUCUGCACAUCUUUGUUCCUGACACCACUGUCAAAAACAUGUCAGUGUUGCUGUUCUUCCACAAUGGAGGGAGUUACAGUGCUGAAGAGGGAAAGACAACCCUGGAUGGGUCAUACCUGGCUGCGAUUGGCAACGUCAUCGUCGUGAUGGCAAACUACCGGGUCGGUGUCUUUGGCUUCCUGAGCACUGGCUCUGCUGAGGCGAGAGGGAACGCUGGUCUUUGGGACCAGCUGGCAGCUCUGAGGUGGGUGCAGCAGAACAUCGCCAGCUUCGGGGGCGACGCCGGCCGCGUUUCCCUGGGAGCCGCGCGCGGCGGGGCCGAUGUCGCCAGCGCUCACCUGCUCACAGACACAGCGGGCACAGGCCUCUUCAGGAGGCUGCUCUUGAUGGGAGGCUCAGCUUUUUCUCCAGCAUCUAUAAUUACUACCAGGAGGGCACAGACCCAGGCAGAAGCCCUGGCUGAAGAUGUGGGAUGCCCUUCAUCCACCAGUGAGGAAAUUGUAGCCUGCCUUCGCCAGUUGCCUGCUCGUGUCCUCAAUGAUGCUCAAACUAAGCUGCUAGCUAUUAGUGGCCCAUUCCAGUACUGGGGUCCAGUGAUAGAUGGAAUUUACCUCCGAGAACCUUUGGCUAAAGCCCUGCAGCGUCCUUGGCUUCGGAAAGUAGAUCUGCUCAUUGGAAGUGCUCAACAAGAUGGCCUCAUCAGCAGAGCCAAGGCAAUUAAGAAAUUUGAAGAAAGUCAAGGAAGAGCCAACAGCAAAACAGCGUUUUAUCAGGCUCUGCAAAAUUCUCUAGGAGGAGAAGAGUCCAACUCAUUCAUUGAAGAUGCAGCUACAUGGUAUUACUCCCUGGAACACUCAACUGAUGAUUAUUCAUCCUUUUCCAGGGCGUUGGAAAACGCCACCCGUGACCAGUUUAUCACGUGUCCCAUCAUAAACAUGGCGAGUUACUGGGCUGCUGCCUCUCAAGGAAAUAUCUUCAUGUACCACGUACCUGAGAGCUCCUCACAGAGCAGCUCAGGUCAGGAGUUCCUCCUGGAUGUUCAGUAUGCAUUUGGGCUACCCUUUUACCCGAAGUAUGAAGUACAAUUUACCGAAGAAGAAAAGGGCCUUUCCUUGAAAAUUAUGCAGUAUAUCUCCAAUUUCAUAAACUCUGGAAAUCCAAACUACCUGCACAGUUUCUCAAGAAGAAUGUUGGGGGUGAUGCCUGCCUGGCCUAUGUAUCUGUCAAGUGAUGAUGGUGAUAACUACAAGGAAUUCACUGCUUCUUUGCCGACACUUAAAGGACUGAAAAAAGCCGAUUGUUCCUUUUGGUCUGAUUAUAUCAAAAGACUGAAAGCAUCCACAGGAAGUGCAAGUGGUGGAGAGCCCUCUGCCGAAAACAGCUCUGGUGAAACUCCAAGUGAAGUUACCUCCCUGGAGAGCCAGCCCCUGGGGGAUGAGGUGGCUUACAGCAGAUAGGGAAUCACAGGGCUGUGGGGUGGCUUUGUCACACAAUUGUGCUUCCACACAACCAUCUCACACCAGAUGAACAACACUUCCUUCAGUUAACUUUCUCAACAAGUCAAUUAGACCUUUCAAUAAAGUAGUUUUCAAGAAAAUUUAUUAACAUGGCA
Molecule: messenger RNA, 5858 nt
Organism: Pyrgilauda ruficollis (rufous-necked snowfinch)
Lineage: Eukaryota; Metazoa; Chordata; Aves; Passeriformes; Passeridae
Product: thyroglobulin-like
Exons: 39
Coding region: 1-5703 (1900 amino acids)
Biological process (GO): thyroid hormone generation
Source: RefSeq, a predicted model, not a curated record